This is a messenger RNA of Auanema sp. JU1783, 2184 nucleotides long. NCBI's taxonomy places the organism in Eukaryota, Metazoa, Nematoda, Chromadorea, Rhabditida, Rhabditidae. The record is from the annotation of a GenBank genome assembly.
AUGGCGGAGGUGUCACAAAAAAAAACAGAAUUUCUCGCUCUAUCCGUUUUAGAAGACAUAUGUGAUCAAUAUGUGGAAGAGUUAAAAUUAUACUUAAACAACCAAAGAGCUAUUUGUGCUAUGAGAGGUACCAGUGAUCGGAGCAUGCCAAGAUAUAGUUUUGUUGCUUUAUCAAGAAAAAUAUUUGAUCAGUAUGAUACUUCUGUGAUCGCAAGUUUGUAUAUUUCUCUGUUCGAUAGUUGUGAUGAGUAUUAUAAGAAGAAAAAAACGAGAACGGUUGGAAUUCGUGCGGAACUACUCACGAUGGAUGUCUCCGAAUUAGUUUUGAAUCUUAUGGUUCCUUAUCAGUUACCUCAUACUACUAAGAACGCUGAUCCUCAUAAUCCUAAAUUAGUUAAACGCUCAACCAUAAACCCUCGAGUUCGGCUCACUCAGGAACAGUCCAAAGAUCUUCUGGUCCGUUGUUUGCCCAUUCCUGUCUCACCAGAGUUUUGGAAACAAAUUCGGUUCAUUCUAAUGCCUGAAGGAAGCGUUAGAAGAUGCUCACAGUUUGCCGCUUUAAUAGGAGAAGCUGCUGAAAAUGGGAAAAUAUCUUAUGGAGCCUUAGUUCACUGUAUGCAAAACGAUUCUUUGAAUCGCAACUUGAGUCCCAGAUGUAUUCUGCAAGCUUUGUACCUAGGAUUUCUUCGGGCUUCAACAGUUGAAUUUUUUGCCUCUGGACGACCAGCAGAGUUCAGAAAGCAGUGUCGGGAGUUUAUUUUUCUUGCUGAAAUCGCUAAGAAAGAUCCUAUCGCCUUCAAGAAGUACUGUCCUCCGAAUAUCGAAAAGAAUCCUUAUUUAUGCAAUUAUCGUACUUUUCUCACCCACGCUACUCAACUGUUAGAUGAACUGCGUGGAGUCAAAAAAUCGAUUCCACCUAUUAGUUAUGGAUGGGCUUGUGCUGCUAUAAAGAAGUUUGGAAAAAGAACCUACCACGAUAAAACGUGGCCUACUGAGAAUCUCUUUGAUUUGAUUUGGACAGUUUUAGUUCAAAGACCUAGUCUGAAAAGAUUCAUUUGUGAAACCCUUGAAAAAGAGUUUCAGGACAUUGAAGCUGCGCGGUUCUGGAGGAGGAUGCAACCGGAUCAACUUGACAGAAUCCAUAUUCAGAAUAGAUUGAAUACCCGGAUCGAUCCUCUUUUCACAUCUUCUGAGUACCUGAAUUUUCCUCCAUAUGUCAAAGGUGUACAAAUCAUUUCGCAUCCGUCUCAAUUGAGUUUUUUGACUAGUCAAAUCAGAGAAGAAGUGGUGAGGGCAGGGAAAGCGAUUGUUGGACUUGAUGCUGAAUGGACGGCUUUCACCGGAGCGAGCAAGGCCAAUAUAUUGCAAGUUGCGGUUCGCAGUAUUAUUUAUAUAAUUGAUUUGGAUGCACUUAGUACCCAAGCAGACCUGAGACAUUUUUUUGUUGAUCUUUUCCUCGACAGAAAGAUAGUUAAAUUAGGUUUUCAAUUUUUUGAAGAUUUAUUGCAAUUACGUAAUGCUGUUUCCCACUGCCGAGCUUUGUAUGAGCCGGAGAAUGUUUUAUGUGUUGGUAAAAUGGUUCGAUCUUUUAUUGAACUCAGCGAAAAACAUCCUGACUGUGCUGAAAUUUUAAAUGAUGUUGUCCCAUAUUUCUCAUUGACUCCUCUGGACGAUACAAUGGAGUCUCUGCCGGAAGAGCUCGCAGCCGCUGCUGCCACUGAUGGAUCAACUAUCAAUAUGGAGGAGAAAGAAAGAGAAGACCUUAGUGACGUCCACGAAAGUAUGACAGGGAAUGAUGUAGAUGAAGUAGAAGGUAUGGGAAAAGCUGAUGUGGACGGAGGAUUAGAGACUGAUCGAGUGAGAGAACCGCUGGAGCCCCGCAAGGUGACAUCACCUACGAACAGCGACUGCCCACCAGAUCGGUUAUUGAACAAAGGUCUCUCCUAUUUUUGCGAAAAAAUAUUAGGGCGUCCGUUGGAUAAAACUGAGCAGUGCAGUGUUUGGGAUCGUCGUCCACUGAGGCCACUACAGAUACGCUAUGCUGCAAUGGAUGCUUAUUGCUGUAUAAUGCUAUAUGAUGUGUGCUGUAAAUGGGCAAAGCGACUUGGUACAGAUAUUGAGACAGUAGUAUCAAAUCAAUCACCAAUCAGAGUCUCUUUACCAUUGUUCAGUGAUGGCGGCUAA